UCUGCUGCUGGGUAACUUUGGUUGCAAUAUGGGUGUGACUUUUUGAUGGAUCUUCCCCUCCCAGUUAUGUCAUUACUUCAGUUCCUCUGAAUCAGAAUAAAAAGUGCAGCAAACUUCAGACUCAUUGACUGCAGCCUUCACAAGUGUCGGGGCUUUUCUUCUUUCUACAGCUUGCAAGGAUCUCUUGUUUUUGCAAAACAGUUCCAAGAAAACAAUGGUCAGCUUGUCAUUAUGGGCAAUUUUUGGAUUAUGUUUUAUGAAGCUUUGUCUAACAGAAACACGUACGGUUUCGUAGUGGGGAAUGUUGUUAUCCCACGAAUCAAUCCCUAUCCUCUUUGUGCAGCAAAUCAGACUGGCAUUUACAAACUUUCAGCAAACACAACUGAUCGGUAUGAUGCAUACUGUUACAAUGCAACAGAAACAAGAGACAAAACAUGUGAGCCAAUUGAAAGACUGGAUACUUCUUUCCUCAAUAAUCAGGGUGAAAUAGUCAUUGAUAAUGCAGAUGGCUCACAUUAUAAUGCAGAUGGUAUGCAUCACAGUGGAGAAUCCUCAACCUCAGGUGCGGAUGAUGAAAAUGUCGGUAGUGGAUCAACACAGGACACGACUCAAAAGGAUACUUCCUUCAGGAGAUCCAGCCCCUCAUAUUAUGGAAGUGCUACUCCAGUCUCACAGCUGCCAGAUCAUACUUCUGGAGGGAGUGAAAAAGAAAUUCCUAGAAAAGAAUCUGAUUAUGAAGUCUCUCCUGGAUCACCUGACAUCUCUUUGGUGACAGCAGCUGAUGAUUCCCCUGAAAAAGAUGGUGGGCAGUAUCCUGCGAGUACUGCUCCAGGGCCUCAUCAUGACAACCUGGAGAAAACUACCACCCAAACUCAGUGGAGUCCAUUCUCAAACCACUGGUGGUGGUCAAAUCCUGGAGAGAAGACACAAGAACCCAAGCAAGCAAGCAAGGCAGAUGUGACUUCAAGUGGGAAUGGUUCUGAUGAUGAAGGCUCUUCAAAGGAGAUGAUUUACCUAACAGUGUUUCAAGGAUGGGACAGGAGAGUGGCCAAAGACGAGUAUGCUACAAGUACUACUCUUGCCUCUCCUGACGGUACCCACCAUGAAGAUCCAACUCAGCCACCUCUGCCUUCAGAUAACAAACCAGGACAGCGCACUGAAGUCGUCAUGCAUCCCACAGAUGUCUCUGAGAAUGAGGUCCUCCACAGGACCACAGCCAGUAUGAACAAACUUGCUGAUGACUCCCUACUGAUGGGUACCAUCACAGAGCCCAUGGAUGAUGUUAAUCGAGAAAAAGCAACCAAAGAGCCACUAGCACCUAGCAUUCCACCUGAGAGUGAAAGUGAACAAGCACACACCACAGAUGGUUCUCAAGUCAAUUACAUACCUGAAGUUUUUCCAGACAUUGAAGAUCAUCUUAACCAAUUGCAGACCUCUCUUCCUACUAGAUCUACCUCGAGAAAUCAUGGUAGUCAGGGACCAAAUAAGGGACCUUAUGAGUCCACUACUUUUCCGGGGGAAACCACAACAACAAAAAUAGCUUCGCAGCCAAGAUCAGCCCAUGUACCAGAAUGGCUGAUCAUAGUUGCUGCUCUUGUGGCACUGGCAUUGAUUCUUGCAGCGUGCAUCGCUGUUAACAGUCGAAGAAGAUGUGGACAGAAGAAAAAGCUAGUGAUUAACAAUGGCAAAGGAGCAGCGGAGGACAGGAAGACAAGUGGAUUAAAUGGAGAUGCCAGCAAAUCACAAGAAAUGGUGCACUUGGUUCAUAAAGAACAGUCAAAUAACCGAACAAGAGCACGUGAUGAAUUCAUGACUGUUAAUGAAACCCCAAAUCAUCAAGAUCUUGACAUGAAGACUGGGGUGUAAUGGCACCAUGUUGCCUAGUAGAUCAGAACUGGGGAAAUAAAAAUCACAUUGAACUUGGAAAGGAAUUCACAGAUGCACUGUACUACUGAUGUCUUUUGAACAUAAUUAAACAAAAGUUUUGUUAAUUUUUAUUAAAUUUUAAUCACUUUAAAAUAAUGCCUGAUUUACAAAAUUGGCAUCUGCUUCUAGAAAUAAGCCCCCAAAUGUUGCAUAAUGUUUUCAGUCCCCAGUUCCUACACAGAGGAUGUUAACUGUGUCCUGAGUGUUAGGAGGGAUGCCAGUUUACAUCAAUGUUUCCCAGACGGAGGGUCCUCACUAUGCAGAGCUACGGAAGUAUCCAGUCACUCCAUUUUACAGGCUUUUAACUUGCCAUGGUAAAAGAGUAAGUGAGUAAUAAAUAACAAGAGCAAAAAUAAAGUUUAAACCAAAAAGGCCUCCUAUGCAAUGCCUAGAACAUCAGAAUCCUUCAAAAAUGUCUUCCGGAUGGAAGAGAAGUAGGUGCAUUCAGGUUCUGCCAGUGUAAACUAAAAGUGAUAUUUUAUAUUGAUUUAUAGCUUGGUCUGCAAUGAGGGAAACCCAAAACGAAAAAAAUAUAAUAUUUUUGUCUCUAUUUUAAAAUGUCUGUGGGCAUAAUAGGAUGGAAACAUGAGCUGAUACAUAAAAAAGCUUCUAGACUUUAUUCUCCUAACAAUCUAUACGAUUAUCCUUGCUUUUUUUGAGAUGUUCAUUGUUCUUCCCCCUCUCUUCUUCAUCAGUCACAGUUUGUGCGUGUUUCUAGUGAGUCUGUUAGUUAGGAUAAUGAAUAAACUAGAAUGACCUCAGCUCUAUCACACAUGCCCAAAUCAAGCAGUUGGAGAUCAUUAGGGAAGAUAUCAGUAUUUUAUUCCUGAAAAAUAGAUCUCUUUUUUCUUCUGCUCCAUUUUACUUUGGAGAUGCUAAGACUAGUAAAAUUUGUUCCCUUAUUAAACAUUUUUAAACCAGUUUGCUGAUAUUUUAAAAGUUGCUUUUCUAUGAUCUCACUCACUUCCUCUGAAUUCUAUUUCAUCCAUGUUUUUCCUCUGCUUUUUAAAAAUACUAAAAGUAACAUUGCUUGAUUAUUGGUACCAGACGUUCAAAUUCUAAAGAAAAGAUGAAAGAAAACUAAAGGAAAUUAUCCCAGCCUUGUUAUAUACUACAGUAGUGCAGCUGCAUUGGUGUAUGCUUUUGAUUUGCCCUUAUUUGUGUGUUAUGUAGAGUAUUUGUAUUAAGCUAUGAUGCUGUGCAUUAUAUGGAUAUGAAUUGUCAGAAAGAAAAUUAUCUACUAGUAGUGAUCUGUGGCAUUUUUAAGAAAGCACAUUGCAAUUAAUUUCUAAUUGGACUGCUUCAAAGAAAUACAAGUAAAAACAACCUAAGGUAAUCGCAGCCAAUGGUCUGUAUCAGGUUUGGGAUGGGGAAUGUCCUGUAGCAGGGUCGUUCAAGUAUUCUUGUUCAUUGACAUUAGGACAUGUCUUCAAAACUUGUCUGCUAAAGUAUAUUAUUUUAGGUUCUCCAUCUGAAGCAAUUUGGAAGAUGAGUAUUCAGCUGGCUAAAUACUGACAUUAGCUAGCACUAUUCUCUACUGGAACGUAAAGCACAAGACUGUUGAUUAUGUUUCUCAGGCACAGCCCUCUAGCAGUUUCCCCUGUGUUUCAUCAAGUUACUCGGUCCUUGAUAUCUGCAGGCAGAUCUCCUCCUGGACAACUUACAUGUGGGCAGAAGGUCCCAAGAUGAGGUGUGAUUUUAAAAUACACAUACGGUGUUUUCUGACUUUAUGUAGGUCAGCAUGCUUUGUCUAUGAACAGUCACAUGGUUAGUGGUCCAAAAUUGUUCAAACAAGCUGAAGCUAGUGAGGUCAAGGUGAUUUUCAUUUCAGUACUUGUGGUCUACUGGCAAACUUCUCAGUCCUUUCACAUACGUUACUACUGAACCGUGUAGUGGGAAGUCUGUUAACUCUGUGUAUUAGGGUAUUGAUUUUUGUUUAAUUCCUUUACUGUUUUUAAGCAAGCUCUUCUCUUUGCCAUUAUAAUUCAAAUGAUCUCUUGAAAGCUGUGUUUAAACUAGCAUUAUGUACUCACUUCACAAAAUAUGGAGGUCCAGAGUAAGAAUUAUUCAUUUCUUUAGAUCCUAGUUCAGUAUAGGUCUCAAUCAAAAGGUCAUAUUUCAUGGCUAAAUUUUUCUUUAAAAAAAGAAAAAGAUUGUGGCAUGUUAUUCAUCUCCCUAUUCAGAAGUUUAAUGGAGAAAUCGAUUAACUACUUCCUAAUUUACCUAAAGUUCAGUAGCUAUUAAUGCAUGGACAAUAUUUGUUGGCUUCUCUUUAUAUCUUUUAACUCAAGUUCUCUUUAGAGAGACAAUGCCACUAUUAAGUAUAUGCUGAUUCUUUUUAUAUUUUAUCAUGUGAUUCAUGUGUAAUUAAGUUUCAUUAUUGCUUCAAAGUUAGAUGGCCAUUUCAUAUAUGUAAUAUAGUACAUAGUUUUAUUAAUCUUGGUUUUAUUCUUUCAGGGGGUGUUGUUGUGUGUAUGUAUUUUUUACAGAGAACAUUUGAUAUAUUUGCAUAUUUAUUUAACAGAUUAAUCAGAACGAAAGAAAAUACCAUGUCUAAAUUGUAACUAAAAACAGUAUUGCUAAAAAAGUAUUGAACUGUAAAAGAUGCUUCCAAAAAUAAACUUGAUUCCAAGCUGAGGAUAAAAAAUAAGACCUGCAUUAUGAAUGGCAGAGAAGUAUUCAUCAGGAUAGUUAUGUAUAGUAAUGGUAAGUCAGGGGUCUUUUUUUUGCUUGCAAACUCUAAGCCAGGCUCAGCUGAAUGUUGUGUGACCUUGUCUGCUCUGCCAGCUUCCCAUAUGCUCUGGGAAUUAGCAAUUAAAUCACCUUUUCACUAGAAGCAGACAACUUGGUCCAGUUUAAGAUCAGUUCUUGAUGACUAUUGCAGCUCACUGAACCAACAGCACUUGGGAGAGUGCAGUGCCCAGUGAGAUCCAGCCUUUCCUUCAAGGUGCUGACAGACAAGUUAGGUCUUGGUCUAACCUUCGUGCCUUUGAAGAAUAAGGAUCUCUUCUAAACAUGAUGAGGAGACCAGGCUGGACCUAGAACAGACCCCAUGAUCAACGUGUGUUAUUCUUUUGUCUUGGACAGUUAUACAUAAAUGUAAUCGAGAAGAUUACAUUGUAUGUUUUAUGAGAGUGUAAUAUUUUCAUCAAAUAAUCUGGGGUGAUUUUUCAACUGAUACUUUCUUGAAGAUCUUCCUAGAAACUGUUGAUUAAAGUGGAGAAAGGGUAUGUGGCUGCCAUGUCUACCUGCGUGGAUGUGCUAAACCUUUUACAUAUCUGUUCCAAAAUUAUGUUUCUGCACAAUGUUUUUCACAUGAUAGGGAUGUCUUUUGUGUGUCCUUUGCCUCUGUACUAAAUUGUUUGAAGCAUGUUGCCUGGAAUAUUAUAGGAGACAAUUGCUGAGUGUCUGUUUAGUACAUAGAAACAAUGCUGGGCAAGAACAGAGGUCAGUAUGCCAUCCUGGUUAGGUCUGGUCCUAAUCACUCUUUCUGUAGAUGAAGAAAAGAAAUUAAACCCUCUGACAGCUUUGUUCUGCCUUAGCAUACACAGACACCAGGAUAUUUUUGUAAGUUAAUUGUUUAUUUUAUGCCGUAUUAGGCCAUUAGCUAAUAAUAACUUCUUAGCCUUAUUAAACAAUUCAAGAUUGUGACUUCUAUGAUUGCAAGAGUUAGUUAAAUACAGACUCUUUGGGUAGUCACAGGUACUGACUAAUUCUUCUCUGUGGAGGGGAGAAGGACAAAAACAUGGCAGGAAAAAUGGUGCGCUGGGCUGACAUUGGGGUGUGGUUCUAGCUGUGUGGGAGUGGGUGACUAAGCUUCUAUUCCUUACAGGGGGCAAGAAUUGUGCAAAGGUAUUUUGCAGGUGAGAACUCCAGGGAAUUAGGGACAGAGAGAGAAUACAGUCACUGGGAGAGGAAGUAAAAGGAGAGAAAUUUCUGUGCUGCUACUGGGAAAGUCCUUUCAACAGCCCCCGGACUUUGGCACCUGAAUGUUUCAUGGUUCUGAGAACUAAAGAAGAUUGUCCUUUUCCUGUGAAAUCCCCAUCUCCAAGCCACUCUUUACAUUCAUCACCUCAUUUGCAAAUUGAUUUUGAAUAAUUUUCCCCUGGUAGAUUAUUUCUUGUUAUUACUACGCCAUGCUGCAUGUGGCAUCCACCAACACCAUUCUGAGAGCAAGCAGCUGUGACAAUGAGAAAUGAAAGGCAAAGCACUAAUUUAAUGAAGAUGAGUAAUAGUGUCUUUUGUAUACCACAGAGACCGUACUUUUUGUCUUCCCUAUCUCAGUCAUUUGGAGUAAGGUUAGCAAAAGCAAGAUUUCAAGAGCAUUUCACUUCUUGCUCCUCUUCCUGUUUUCAAAGUAUGAGACUUAUAUGGAUCUUCACAUAGAUCAAUUGUGCCGCUGCACAGUUUUUUGCGAAGUUGAAAUUGAAGAAGAUAAUGCAUCACCAAAGAAGUCAUCCUGACCUCAAAGGAGUCAGUUAUUGUUAAAAUACAAUUAAAGUAUAGUCAAAGCUUUACAUGCACUUUAAAUACAGCCCUCUUUCAAUUUUAUAUGAAUGAUUCCAGCAAGCAUUAGAAAAGUUUUGUCUGAGCAACAGCUUCAAGGACUCUCAAACUUUUUAUUAAAACUUCUUACUCUACAGGCAAAAAGGGGUUGGACAAACAAAUGGAUGGAUGAAACUUAUGGAACUGGAAGUUUGUGCUGCCAUUCAAUGAGACCUGAACAGGCUAGAGAGUUGGAUGGAGAGGAACCUAAUGAAGAUCAACAAAGACAAGCUUAGAGUCCUGCACCCAGGACUGCACCAUGCACUGCCACGGGUUAGGAGAUGCCAUGCUAGAAAGCAGAUCUGCAGAGAAUUGGUAGACAAUAUAUUAAAAAUGAGCCAAUAAUGCACUCUCGCCGCCAAGAAGGCCAAUGGUAUCCUGGGGUGCAUCAAGAAGAAUGUGGCCAGCAGAUUGAGAUUGGUUAUCCUCCCCCUUUACUCUGCCCAAGUACUCCCAUCAUCUGGAGUAUUGUGUCCAGUUCUGGGCCCUCCAGCUCAAGAAAGAGAAGGAGAGAGUCCGGUGCCGGGUCACAAAGAUAAUUAGGGAACUAGAACAUCUCUCUUACGAGAAGAGGCUAAAAGACCUGCAAGAGUCUUCCUGCAAGUGCUCUGGACUUCAACCAUUAAUGAUACAAGCCUCAGAACAAAUCUUAGAAAAGGAGAGGGGAGUUCAUUGUAACUUUCAGAUCUACAAAUGAUUCACUGUUUCAGUUUAGUAAAGCAUUGCUGAUACAUGUCUAAGUGCUGCCUAUCUAGCCGUACCCUACAUGGGGUUUGUUUUACUGUAAAAUUGUUUUACAAUCAACCACUCAGUUAAGCAUGUUUUGUUUUGAAGCAGUAGGCCAUCAGAUUUGCCAGUGGAGACAAGCUUAUAGUUACUCAGUAUUUCCCUGCACUUAUUUUGUGAUUAAUCUUCUAGUUAAUGUUUCUUUUAUUCAUCAAGAGAAAGUUCGAAAUAAACUCCAGUUAAGAAUGUUUGUUUGUUCAGCUAAUGACUUAAAAAUCAAACUUUCCCUUUGUUCAAGAGAGGCUACUACCUGUCCCUGUGCAGAGGACAAGUGUAAAGCCUAACCCUCAGUCACAUACCAGUUAAAAAUGAGAGAAACCGGGUUCAAAGAAAACUCAGAGAGUCAGCCUGCUGCUGAUCAACUGCAAAGGUGCAAAUCUUCCUCAAGGAACCUUUUCUAGAGUAAUUUUCACUGAUAUGGCUCAGUGCCUCCAAAAUCGUUGCUAAAAAGUAAGCUAACAAAGUUUAUUUUAUCCUGGCAAUUUAGGUAAUACUAGUAACAUAGGUGAAACAGUAGAAUGUAUUUUGAGUUAAUUUCCUAGCCUGGCCCCCUUUUAUGCCCCUUCACAGAAUUGGAAGUCAGCUGUCUUUUCUCUCUUGCACAUCUCCACAGCAGCAUUUCUCAAGUGAUGUCUGUGGACCAUGGGAAAAGCAAUCUGUGGAGCACCUUUGGGUACACCAGUAAGAAAACACCCAAACAGAGGUAGAUCAAUCUUACAUAUUUUUAAUUCAGUCACAUAAAAGAAUAAAUAGCACAAAGAAGACAGACACUGUGGAAGACAGACACUAGGCUGCUUUUCUAAAUACUUGUGCUUAUAGUACAGAACUGCCAUAAACAGUGUUAGCCCUCGUUCCUCCAGUUCCCAGCCCUACGUGUCUCAGUGGGUGGCAGACAGCUUUGCAAUUUAUCUGUCUACGCAGACACAUUUUGCUUAUCUCCACAGAACUUGCAUGCUUUGCUAACACUGCCACAACCGCAAAACCUGAUCCUGCAUGCAAUCAAGUUUCCUUCCUGUGUCUGCGGUUGCAGAGGAGCACUUUUAUUUCAUGCUGUCCAUGCAAGAUAGCAGGCAGCUGCUUGCUGAGUCUGUGAAGCUCCCUCACUUGCACAGGUCUUUGCACAGGCCAGGGCAGCUUCAGUAGUGCAGUGCCACUAAAUCCUGCUGGGUUAUUUGUACAUUCUUGCAGUGUACGUGCUUGUUGCAAAUAAACCUUGCUAGCUCAGCUGAGUGUAAUAUUCAAUGUUGUUUUCCUCCUAAAAUGCUAUAAGGUGGAGCCACAUUUUUCUUUCAGAUUCUUGUCCUGUUUACACGUGCUAUCUAGUACAAAGGAGAAGGCUGUUAAAGGUUUAGCAGACCUGAAGUGUUUUCUUGGUUUUUCUUUCACGCUUGAGAGGGGAUAUAGAAAUAUGUCUUAAUAUGGUUCACUGAUUCAUGACUCACUAUUACAGCACCUUACAGCAGAUCCUUUACGGUAGAGAAGGACACAUUCUGGAUACAAAGACACUCCUGAAAUAAUCUUUUUCUCUCAGGAUGAGGACAUGGAGAAAGAGGGCCACACAAAGGGUCAGGAAGGUCUUCGAGAAUCAGCCCUUGAGGUACAUAUUUUCAAAGGGAACAGCUUCAUGUAGUUGCAGAAUUGGCUCCAUUAUGGGUUGGGCUUUUAGGCUAUUCUCAUGGGAAAAAUGUUUUGGAAAAAAGCAACAAACAUAAAUCACAGUGUUGAGCCAUUCAUUUUGAACUUUCUAUAUGAUGUGUAACUAAAGAAUAACCACCUUUCAUGGAAGAAAUUUUAAUAUAUACAGUGCAUAUGAAAUACAUGAGUGAUGGGGAAUCCUGAGAGCAAAAAAAAUCAGGGGGGCAAUUUUAUGCCAGCAGUGUGCAUUUAUUAGCAGUACUUGUUGAGGAGGCCAGAUUAGGACCUUUCUGCCUCUGGCAGAAAGUGACAACAUGGUACAAAAAUGGCAGCAAGUAGGCAGGGCCUCAGAUAUAUCUUUUGCUCAAAGAUUUUCCUAAUAUUAGGACCUGGUUUGUUACUGACUCAGAGGGCAGAUCACCAGCUGAAGUGCUGCCAAAGCCACUUCCUUCCAUGCCUGGAUUUUCUUUGGAAUGUUCUCAAGUGGAUGCUGGCCUCAGACAGAUUAGUAAUAAUUAAGCCCAGGGCUGUGCACACUGUUUAAGCUCACGACCUGGUUUUCAGUUACGUCUUGAUCACACAACUGUAGUUAUGUUAUUUCUGUAAUGCGUGCUACUCUGAGCAUAAAUGUCAGCACUUUCUCUCCAAACUUAGGAACUGCCAGUCUUCUGGGCCAUGGUUCACUCCACGAGUUCCUCUUAAUUCACUGGGAAGCAGUCAUGGCACCAAGCCUGGCAAUAUUCAAGAAGCAUUUGGACAACGCCCUCAGGCACAUGGUGUGAAUUUUGGGGUUGUCCCACGCAGGGACAGGGGUUGGAAUCUAUAAUCUUUGUGGGUCCCUUCCAAUUUAAGACACUCUACGAUUCUAGGGUUCUACGAUUCUCUAGACAUUUUUGCUAAGUACUGUAGCAUCCUGGCCUUUGUGGCAAGCAAGCUCAGUUGCAGUGGGCACCCUGGCAUACCUGGAAGGUACAGUGAGGCAUGAGAUUUCUAGCACUUUGGCAAAGUCAUGUCCAUCUUCUACCUCGCCUGCAGUUUUCAGAACAGGCUGCCUCCCACAUCAAACUGCUUUAUCUAAUCUCUUAUCCACAGCAUUUCAAUAUUAAGCCCAGACUGACAUUAAAACUCACAGAUAUAAGCCAUGAAAAUUAUGAAUCAACAUUUAUUCAUAAUAUGUACAUAAGCAGUACAACACUUAGUGAAAUAUUACAUUCACAACUAUUUCCAGUAUAGAAAGAAUGUACAUUUUGUUUUAUAUGUGAAAGUUAGAGAAAUCAGUUCACACUGUAAGAAAGCAUUAAAAACAAAUGACUACCAAUAGUUGUAAGGAGGAAAGGAUCUGAACUACAAUAAUUGACUCAGACUAUGAGGCAUUCCAACUACAAUAAACAUAGAACAGAGGCAGACUUGGGAGAAAUUUUACUAUCCACCAUCAUUAGUUUCUAAACAAACUGUGCUAUAGGUACUGUACGGUAUGUAAUUUAAAAAUCUUGGAAAGUUUCUGAGUGUAAGGAAAACACCAGUGUUAUCCCUCUUCCUUUUUAUCAUUUUUACAUGGAACAUCUCAAAUCACUUUUAAGAGGGGGCAAGGGAUGAUGAAUAGGCAGUGCACAGUACUGUAGUGUGCUAUUAAUACUGUAGCAUCGUAAUGGAACUUACUGAACAGGAUACUUCCUGAGCUUUGGGGCCUGAUUUUGAUCUCUUUCCACUUACAGGGGAUGAUUAUAUUUAUGAGAUCUAGGCCCAAUGUAUCUAAGAAUGAACCAGCUUCUUCUUGAUGUCCCAAGCUCUUUCAGAACCAUCAUCGGGUUUUGCCCCAGAAAGGUCUUCUUUUCUUACAGAUAGGAACUGUAGCCUCAGAUUUUUGCCACUGACUAUGUAGUUCAUAUCUGUUUUAUGAUCAGACAUACAUUACCUAAAUAACAGGCCUGCAAAACAAGCACAGUAGCUUGAGAAGAAUUUAGCUUUGCAUUUAAUUUCCAAUAGUUAUUAAUAUACUUUUUUAACAAUGAAUGAAAGAAACAGUGCAACUUCACCCAUGAGUGCUUUCAUCUUUUUCAGAGACUGUUCUGCCAAGAGGGUGAAGCAGAGUUUCCUAGUUUGACUUCACAGGCACUUUAGAGAGAGACAGCAGUCCCCUGCUGCCUGCAGCCUUUCCCAGACAGCCAUGUCACCGCACUUGCUUUGCUGGCUUCUGCAGUCGAGAUGGAACUGGAAGUGACUUAGAUGGAUCCUGUGAUGCUGUGAAGUGACUAAGGGCUGAAUGAUGUACAGUGCACAGAGACAAAAGAAGCCAGGACAUCCAGUAGGAAUGCAGUUAGAUGAAUCUUACCUUAUUCAUUGUGCCAAUUUAAACCGUAACUUACUAAACUUCUAGUGAUAAGAGUCCUAACAUUUCAAGCAAACAAGAAGAAAACAAAACAGAAACUAAUCUUUCUAGGUGAACAUUAGUUCUUAGUGUAAUAACAACCGCAUUCACAAGGCAGAAAAUGUAUGCUGCGAUCACUUUCGCUUAUUGGCAGGGGAUUACAUACAUGCACGUACUAACACAUAGCACACUGGUUAGAUAGCCGAAAACUAAAAAUAACAUAUUUACAAUAAGUUGGCUGCCUACAUGAUCUGAAUGUUAUCAGCAUGGGAUACUCCACAGCAGACAGAAAAAGCAAUUAGUAAACUGUGGAACCUAAUCAGUUGAGUGGCCAACAGGAAACAAACACAAAUGAAAAACACAAAGUAAACUAAAAUUUUAAAAGACAGUCUAAUUUUCUACUGUGGUCCUAUGCACCAAAACCAAUUAAAUUAAAUGAAAGCACUGCUAUGCGUACUAUACACACCAUUUCACUGAAAUUACAUUUUGAUAGCUACAUCUUCUACACUAUGUGCAAAGGCACUGGAUAUCACGCUUCAACAAAAUGUCAAAACUGGUAUCAAUAAGGUUUUACAGCUAUUAGUAACUCAGCACUAUUCUGCCUGCGAUUCCUAUUAAGAUAAUACCUGGUACAUCUGAUUUAAAAUACAAAAAGACAUUUCAAAACAAGGGUGUAUAACACAUUUCCUACAUGUAUACCUACUAGAAAUUUAGUCUCCAAAACCUCAGCAGAAUAACAUGGCGCCAUAGAUUUCUGAGCAGUUUAAGAGAUACCUAGUAUCAGUCACACUGGGACAGCAGUACUUGCUACUUCAAUUUUUUCUUACUUUUGAAUCACAGACAAAGAGCUAGUAGGCUGGAACAGAUUUUUUUUGUUAUAUAAUUGUUAUGAAUAUUUAUAUUAAUUCAUUUUUAUUCUUCUAAAACCAGUUCCUUGUUAACUAAACAGAAAUUAUUAUAGACACAGCCUUAAUGCCAACAGGUAUUUACCUAAUGGGAACAGAUGAUCAUAACAGAGAAUCAACUCCCACUUGCCUUGGUCAAAAAAUAUAGUUGUUGUUCUCUUUAAAAUACAUAAAAUAGCAAGAGGUGUUUGGAUGGAUGCUACCCAAUUACACUGAUCUCAUGGUAGUUCUGUUGGUCCCUUUUCAAGAAGGCAAAGAUAAAUGGCCAAAUCAUGAAUCAUUUCCACAUGCUGAACUCAAUAUACAACAAGAUGGACAGGGCACCUGAUAAUAUAUUUUUUGCCUACCUAGAUCUUCAGUUUUAUAACUGUAUUCUGAGUUAGUAAAUUAUACGUUAUCAGAUCCUAAGAAAGACGUGCAGGAUUUGGCAAAGGUAACAUCAGGAAAAAUGACAAAAAUGAGGGGCAAUUGCCUGAGACAGUCAAUCUAGAAGAUUGUUCAGAUUAUUAUAACACUGUUCCAUAAUGAACUGCAGCAUUUAAGGACAUCUUGAAAUUCCUAUUUGCUUCUUGCAUUUUGUGCUUUCUUUAUAAUUCACCACUAACCACAACACAAAAAUGUUUCAUCAAUCCUAAGUGUUAUUAAAAACCUGGUUUCAUUCUAAGGUACAAAUCACCUUUAGAGGAUUAUCCCUCUACUUUAUACGGUCAUAUAGAAAACAUGAUAAGAAAAUAUUAGUGUGUCUGUAAAUUACAGAUACUAGGCUAUUCAGUUCAAUCUACACUAUAGUUUCCAGAGAACAAGUACAAACCCCUAAAACCUGUAUUAAUAACUGAAUCAGUAUUGAG
Messenger RNA from Cuculus canorus (common cuckoo), 13013 nucleotides. It is a transcript of the gene CD44, whose product is annotated as CD44 molecule (Indian blood group). Gene Ontology annotation, molecular function: cytokine receptor activity; hyaluronic acid binding. Gene Ontology annotation, cellular component: macrophage migration inhibitory factor receptor complex; basolateral plasma membrane; plasma membrane. NCBI's taxonomy places the organism in Eukaryota, Metazoa, Chordata, Aves, Cuculiformes, Cuculidae. The transcript is spliced from 12 exons. Bases 232 to 1866 code for a protein of 544 amino acids. Gene Ontology annotation, biological process: positive regulation of ERK1 and ERK2 cascade; inflammatory response; cell adhesion. The record is from RefSeq and is a predicted model, not a curated record.